AUGCGUCUGAGACACACUAAAACACUAAUAGCUCCGCAGUGCGCAGAAGCAAAAAUAGCCGCGAUCGCAUGGGCACCGAACAAUAAAAAACUUGCUGUGUGCGGAAGCGAUCGCAUUAUUGUACUUUUCGAUGAACAAGGAGAACGAAGGGAGAGAUUUUCUACGAAGCCAAGCGACCCAAAAGCCCCAAAGAAAAGCUACGUCGUCACUGGCCUCGCUUUUUCUGCAAAUUCUACAAAACUUGCUGUAGCACAGUCUGAUAAUAUCGUAUUUGUUUAUAAGCUUGGUGAGAACUGGGAUGAGAAAAAAUUGAUCUGCAACAAAUUCCCCCAACAAAGCCCUGUUACUUGCGUCAUCUGGCCCGCAGAUCAGCCCAUUAUCUGUGGACUUGCUGAUGGAAAAGUGCGGUCAGCUAAUCCUAAGACAAACAAGUCAUCAACAAUUUACAAUGCGGCGUCGUACACCGUUGCACUCUCCUCGAAUUUAUCAGGAAAGGGAUUUAUUUCCGGCCAUGCGGACGGAAAAAUAGUACGUUACUUUUUUGACGACGAAGGAUCAGGUGACUCGCAAGGGAAAAUAGUAACUCAUUCUAUUCCUCCUUUUGCAUUGGCUUGGACUGGAUCUGCUAUCUUCGCCGCUGGUUGUGAUAGGCGCAUUUUCAUUUACGGACGAGAUGGAAAAGUUCAACAGCAGUUUGACUACUCAAAAGAUGUCUCAGAAAAAGAGUUCACAAUAGCCGCAUGUAGCCCGAGUGGUCAAGCAGUGGCUGUUGGUAGCUAUAAUAAAGUAAGGAUAUUCACAUGGAGCCCCCGAAAAAGCAUAUGGGAAGAAGGAGCACCAAAAGUCAUAAAAAAUUACUAUACUGUUACAGCAAUGAGUUGGAAAAGAGAUGGCUCAAAUCUUACCAUCGGAAACAUCUGUGGAAGCCUCGAUCAAUUCGACUGUUGUAUGAAAAAGAAAAUCUGCAAAAACAUUUUUGAAAUGAACUAUGUUGGACCCAGCCAAGUUAUUGUCCUCAACAAAAAAACGAAUGACAAAAUUGUCUUGCACUCGAAUUAUGGAUAUGAAAUUGACGACGUGAAAAUCAUGGGCAAUGAUAAUUACCUCGUUGCACACACAUCGGACACGCUUAUGCUAGGCGACAUGCAAAAUAACCUCCUAAGCGAAGUAGAUUGGAAACAGAAGGGAAUAAAGAACAAUAUUAUAUUUACGAAUCCGAACUUCUGCGUUAUCUUUGGAUCUGGAGAGCUUUUCGUCAUUGAAUACGGAUCAAAUGAAAUUCUUGGAUCCGUUCGGACCGAACACUUAAACCCAUACCUUUUCAGUAUAAGGAUCAACGCUCGAAAAUGUAGCAAAUCACCACCUUGCAAAAAGAUCGCUUAUCUUCUGGAUCCUAAGACAAUCAACCUGAUGGACUUGAUUAGUGGCGUAACCAUUGGUCAUUACUGUCAUGAUAUUAUUAUCGACUGGCUUGAGUUGAGUGAGACUGCAUCGCGUCUACUAUUCAGAGACAAGAAACAUCAGUUGUUCUUGGUGGAUGGUGAGACGUUCAAAGCAUCUAUAUUGUUGCCGUUUUGCUCCUACGUCCAAUGGGUACCGCAAAGUGAUGUCGUAGUGGCACAAGCCAAAGACAACAUAUGCAUAUGGUAUAAUAUAGAAGCAAUUGAUCGGAUUUCAACCAUACCCCUUAAAGGCGGAGAUAUUGUUGAUAUUGAACGCAAAAAUGGACGAACAGAUAUAGUAGUGACAGAGGGUAUGACAAUAAUUCGCCAUCCUCUGGACAAUGGUUUAAUUGAAUUCGGGACCGCCAUGGAUGACGAAGAUUUCGAAAGAGCUGUUUGUUUCUUGGACUCAUUGGAAUUAAAUGAGGAGACAGAGUGUAUGUGGAAAAAGCUCGCUGACAGAUCCUUGAAAUCUGGGAACCUUUUGGUGGCAGAACGAUCUUAUGCGGCACUUGGUUACGUGAGCAAAGCUCUGUACAUUUCAGCGACAAGAAAAAUGGUAGAAAAGGAUCCAAAAAAUAACGAAUACAAAAUGCAUGCACGAAUUCUGAUCUUGGACGGAAGAUUAAAAGAAGCUGAAUCGGUCUAUCUUGAGAAUAAUGCAAUCGAUGAAGCCAUUAAAAUGUACACCAAUCUUCGCAAAUACGAGGAGGCACUUGAGGUUGCCGAAGCAAAAGGCUGGCUGGACAUUGAAAAACUGCGCGAAGAAUAUCAGAAAUGGCUUUCCGACAGUGGACAAGAUGAACUGCUUGGUGACUUACGUGCAAAAAUGGGCGAUAUCGUCACCGCCGUCACACUGUACUUGCGAGCUCGCGUUCCGGGCAAAGCAGCCAGUCUUGCCCUUUCGGAUGCUACCCUCUCAGAGGACCGUGAUGUUCUCGAACAGAUUGCCCACUCUCUGGUUCAAGCUGGACGACACGAGAAGGCCGGUGAUAUGUACCAGCGUCUGAAGCAGUUGGACGCGGCCAUGCGCUGCUAUAGAGCUGGGGGAGCUUACCAACGUGCCCUUGAUCUCGCUCGUUCUACCUUUCCCAGUGAUGUCGUCCGUCUGGAGGAGGAGUGGGGAAAUCAUCUAGUUAGUCUCGGACAACUGGACAGUGCAAUACAUCACUUUAUUGAAGCUGGUCUACUUUCUUACCUGCUAGGCUAUUUUGCUCUUUUACAAAUUAAGUCACCAACAAUACUGUUUAGAGCCUACGUAAAGGCCGUGGAUGCGGCGAUCAAGUCAAAUCAGUGGACUAAAGCCGCGGAAGUGUUGGAAAGCAUUGAGGAGUCGAAGGCGGAUGAAGUGGUACCCUACUACCUGGAGAUAGCCAAACACUACGCAAGAAGCCGAGAAUACUCCCGUGCAGAGUCGGCCUUCUUGAAGGCGCGGGCACCAAAGGAGGCCAUCGAGAUGUACACCAGCGCAGGCAUGUGGGAACAGGCCCACGCUCUGGCCUCCGAAAGCAUGGACCCGAGUGAUCUGACCGAGCAAGCCGAACAGUUGGACAAGAUGGGUAAACUGAAGGACGCUGAGCGCCUCUAUCUGACAGUGAAGAGGACGGACCGUGCAAUUUCAAUGUAUAAGAACCACAGGCAGUACCGUGACAUUAUAAGACUCGUUCGUGUACACAAUCCGGACAUCCUUGAGCAGACUUACUUUAGGCUGGCACAAGAAUUGGAGCUUGAGGGCAAUCUGCGACAGGCAGAGCAGUACUACAUGGAGGCAGGAGAAUGGAAGUCCGCUAUAAACAUGUACCGAACGCGUGAUCAAUGGGAAGAGGCCUUCCGGGUUGCUGGUGACUGUAAAGAGCAACCAGAGUUGCGUAAGCAAGUGGCCUUUCUUUGGGCCAAACACUUGGGCAGUGACUCUGCCGUUCGUCUGCUCAAUCGUCUGGGUCUUCUGGACACAGCUAUUGAGUACGCCACGGAGCACUGCAUCUUUGACUUCGCUUUCGAAUUGGUUCGUGGUUGCGCUCCUGAAAAGAUUGCCGAUGUGCACAAUAAAUACGCCAUGUUCUUGGAGGAUGAGGGCAAGUUUGCCGAAGCCGAGGAGGAAUUCAUAAAGGUGGGUUUCUCAUAUACCUUAGUACUUUACAUUUUCAUUCUAAAUUUCUUCGAAUUAAUAGGUUUUAACGGUAGAUUUGAGAAGAAAACGCCGGCACUGCACGCGUAA
Dibothriocephalus latus is the source of this 3660-nucleotide messenger RNA. Lineage: Eukaryota; Metazoa; Platyhelminthes; Cestoda; Diphyllobothriidea; Diphyllobothriidae. The record is from the annotation of a GenBank genome assembly.